This is a messenger RNA of Penicillium taxi, 1524 nucleotides long. RefSeq lists its product as uncharacterized. The coding region runs from base 1 to 1524 and encodes 507 amino acids. Gene Ontology annotation, cellular component: membrane. The record is from RefSeq and is a predicted model, not a curated record. Lineage: Eukaryota; Fungi; Ascomycota; Eurotiomycetes; Eurotiales; Aspergillaceae. Gene Ontology annotation, biological process: transmembrane transport. Gene Ontology annotation, molecular function: transmembrane transporter activity. The transcript is spliced from 11 exons.
AUGGCCGAAUUGAAGCCUAAGACCAGAAGGCUAGGACCUCUGGGGUUGUUCAAAGAGGUAUUCAAUUGGUAUCCUUCAUCAUAUCCUGCAGAGGAAAGAAAAUUACUAUUCAAGUUGGACUUGUCAAUUCUGAUUUUUGCUUGCUUAUGCUUCUUUGUGAAAUAUCUGGACCAGUCCAAUAUCAGCAAUGCCUAUACCAGUGGGCUUAAAGAGGACUUUGAUCUUAAUGGAAAUCAGCUCAACUACAUGAAUGUCUGUUACUUCACAGCAUAUGUUGUAUUUCAAAUUCCUGGAUUGCUAUUGAUGUCACGUCCAAGCCUGUCUCGUUGGCUGCUCCCUGGGCUAGAACUCCUUUGGGGAAUUUGUACUUUUGCUCAGAGCCGUGUUACCAAUGUGAAGCAGCUCUAUGCACUCCGCGCCCUGGUUGGUAUGCUGGAAGCUCCAGUGUUCGCCGGAACUCAUUUCAUUCUCGGGUCUUGGUAUUCGGGGCCAGAACUAUUCAAGCGAGCAGGUACCUGGUUUAUCUGCAAUCCCCUUGGCUCUAUGGUCAGCGGAUACUUGCAGGCUGCUGCAUAUAAAAAUCUAACGGGCGUUGGUGGUAUGCCUGGAUGGAGAUGGCUCUUCAUCAUUGACGGCAUCUUCACCAUCCCUGUCGCCCUGAUUGGUUUCAUCAUAUUCCCAGGAAUCCCCGACUCCCCGCGCCCAUUCUUCUUGACAGAAGAUGACAUUGCAUUAGCCAAGGAAAGAGGAAAGAAGGCGAAGAUUCGUCGUCCAGGGAAGAUGACUCUUGAUGUGUUCAAGCGGUCCUUGAAACGAUGGCAUAUUUGGAUUUUUGUUGGAUGCUACACAUGCAUGAUUCUCAUGAGCUACCCGUCGUCAUAUAUGAACCUGUGGCUUAAAGCUGAGGGAUAUUCAGUUGACCAAAUCAACAAGCUGCCCACGGUAAUCAGUGCAAUUACUAUCGUUACCUCGUGGUUUGGAACUACCCUUGCCGCAAUUUAUCCAGAAUGGAUUAUUUACACCAUCGGCAUCGUAUGCUGCAUCUUCUCGACAAUCUGUAUGAUUGUCUGGAACAUUCCGCCUGCAUUGAAGUUUGUUGCUUGGUACCUAUUCGGAUUUGCUGGGUGUUUAAGUCCGAUUCUCUAUUCCAUAGUGAAUACAGUCGUCAGUAACGAUUCCGAAGAGCGAGCUCUGAUUAUGGGUUCUAUGAUGACCUUUGGCUACUCCUUCCAAAUUUGGGUUCCGCUUCUGCUAUUCCCUACUACAGCACCAAAUGGCAACGGAGCGACGAGGUGGCGUAAGGGUUGGCCUGUUACACUUUGCUUCUACUUCUUGCUCUGGGUCCUCUUUAUGGCCGCCGUUCUCCUUCAUAGACGCGACCAACGCAAAGGAAGGACUGAAUUACCUGAUAACGACAUCUCCGAGUCGGAUAUCUCGGGAAGCAAUCCGUCUACCGUAGAUUUCGAAGAGGUUAUUGUUCAAAAUGAAGCUGACAGGAAAGGAAAGGUUGAUAUUGGUAGAUGA